AUGACAACGUUUUCCCCUGAUGAUGCUGACUGGCGUCGAAAAUUGCAAAGGCAUCUUCCUGCACAGAAGAAACAUCCACUGAAGGCAAGCAAGAUCCAUGCGACAACCGUGAGUCCGAUAGCAUUUCCGAAUUGGGCGUUGAUUGAUUCAUCUGAUGACUUUAUCGCGUUUAUCCUGGCUCUGAUAAUCGCGAAAAAUAUCAAAUCGAAAAUCGUCACCAAUAGUGUUACUGAAGCAGCCAUCGAUGCAAAACAUGACGUCCAACAGGUCUUCGAGAACUCUUCAAUGUGGGACACCAGCCCGGAUAUAAAUGACAGACAUGCUAAGAUGAUCUUCCAGUACCAGCCGACUCAGACCACCUUCCCAACGCUUUGCGCCUUGUCCGAUAUCUUGGGGGCCGUCCCCCCCCUCUUCCAUCCAAUCCAUAUACCUUUACAAUUCCCGGACACAGUCUCAAACAUGCCCAAGACUUUGCCCAUGCCAUGGAAGGAACCGUGCGUUGGACAACUCAAAAGCAAAAACCCGACAAAGAGUCAGCCCAGUCAACUUCAUCCGUCAAGGCAGGUCCAGGAAGACCUCCCAUGA
Puccinia triticina is the source of this 585-nucleotide messenger RNA. RefSeq lists its product as uncharacterized. Bases 1 to 585 code for a protein of 194 amino acids. The transcript is spliced from 3 exons. Lineage: Eukaryota; Fungi; Basidiomycota; Pucciniomycetes; Pucciniales; Pucciniaceae. The record is from RefSeq and is a predicted model, not a curated record.